Messenger RNA from Schistocerca cancellata (South American locust), 1351 nucleotides. Its product is annotated as ankyrin repeat, PH and SEC7 domain containing protein secG-like. The transcript is spliced from 4 exons. The record is from RefSeq and is a predicted model, not a curated record. Lineage: Eukaryota; Metazoa; Arthropoda; Insecta; Orthoptera; Acrididae. Gene Ontology annotation, cellular component: nucleus; cytoplasm. The coding region runs from base 74 to 1348 and encodes 424 amino acids. Gene Ontology annotation, biological process: proteasome-mediated ubiquitin-dependent protein catabolic process; regulation of proteolysis. Gene Ontology annotation, molecular function: ubiquitin protein ligase binding.
ACGCCUUGUGAGCCGCUCGCGACUCAACUCACCACCUGACGGAACUCCGCCGCGACUGCAAGAAUCAUCCACAAUGGAAACAGUUAAGAAGGUUGAGGAGACGAUGCCCACAGACCUGGGAGCCCUUCUGGACGCUGGGGACGGCGCCAUCGUGAUGCUGGUGGCAGGCGACACACGGCUGGCGGCGCACCGGGCAGUCCUGGUGGACAGGAGCCCAGUGUUCGCUGCCAUGUUCCAGCACGACACGCUGGAGGCCAGCAGCGGAGAGGUGGCCAUCGCGGACGUGGAGGGCCCGGUGCUGCGCCAGCUGGUCUCAUACCUGUACACCCUGCGGGCCCCCCAGCUGCCCAGCAUAGCCCCCCAGCUGCUGGCCACAGCAGAUAAGUGCGCAUUGUCGGGGCUUAAGGCAGAGUGCGAGAAACAGGUGGCCGCAGAGUUGGCCCUGGAAACCGCAGCGGCCACAGCGGUUCUCGCUGUGAGGCACUCUUGUAGCAGCCUCAGGCAGGCUGCACUCACCUUCAUCAAGAAACACACCCAUCAGGUGAUGGCCACCCAGGGAUGGGCUGAUGCGAUGCUUCGUCAGCCUAAAGAUUUGAUUGAAGUGAGCCGGCUGCUCUCUGAUCCACCAGCAGAAACCAGCACACCAACCGCUACACAAGUGAGGUCCACCACCACCACCACCACCACCACCGCCAGCGCCACCCGCCAGUCCCACAGCAGUCAGAUUCCUGCUGCAGCUGUACCGGCAACAGCAACAGCAACGAUGUACAUUCAGAACUCUUCUGUUUGUUCGUUUGAUAGUUUCCUUCAUAAGGUGUGUUUGCUUAUAGUAAACAGUAAGAAUUCAUCUGUUAUUUGCAGGAGACUUUCUCAACAAGGGAAAAACAGAAGGCUGAUCCAGGCAGCUGAGCAGGGGGCCGUAGAGGAGCUGAGAGCACUGCUCGCUGCAGGGGCGGAUGUGGGGGUGAGAGGCAGGGGCGAACACAGGAUGCCUGCCCUACACUGGGCAGUGCAGGGGGAACAUACGGAGGCCGUGAGGUGUCUACUGGAUGCUGGUGCGGAGGUGAACGACAGGGACAGCGACCAGAACACACCUCUGCACUUGGCUGCAUACAGUGGUGAUGUGGCUCUGGUGCAGAUACUGCUGGAGUCAUCUGCUGAUCCCAACGCGAGGGAUAAGUGGGGGAGAACGCCGCUGCACGACGCAGUGUGGCGUGGCCACAUUGAGGCGGCGACUAUGCUGCUCGAUGCAGGAGCUGAUGGGGAUGUUAUGGAUGACGAUGGGUUCACCCCCCUGGACAAAGCCCGGCAGAAAAACAACCGGCAGCUGAUAGAUUUGUUAUCAUGAGGC